This is a messenger RNA of Entelurus aequoreus (snake pipefish), 2171 nucleotides long. Its product is annotated as zinc finger protein OZF-like. The record is from RefSeq and is a predicted model, not a curated record. Lineage: Eukaryota; Metazoa; Chordata; Actinopteri; Syngnathiformes; Syngnathidae. Bases 525 to 1778 code for a protein of 417 amino acids. Gene Ontology annotation, molecular function: DNA-binding transcription activator activity, RNA polymerase II-specific; RNA polymerase II cis-regulatory region sequence-specific DNA binding. Gene Ontology annotation, biological process: regulation of transcription by RNA polymerase II. Gene Ontology annotation, cellular component: nucleus. The transcript is spliced from 2 exons.
CUUAGCGCAUGCGCACAUAGAUCGGGCAGGAGAACUUAACAGGAUCGUAGCAGAGCAGUGUGGUCUUUAAAUAUCCAUUAAUUCCUUAUUUUCUACGUUUUUAAUUACACGUCUACCCAAUUAAAAACUACACUUUAUUAGUUCUUCCCGUCAGCAUAAACUCCACUCGUCUACAUCAACUUCGACGCUUCUCAGGCUAGCUUAGCUUGCUAGUUAGCUUAGCGUGCUAACUAGCUGCUAGUUAGCUUAGCGUGCUAACUAGCUUAGCAUGCUGGCUGCUAACAAAGACAUAUGGACGUCAGCAGAGAUCGGCGAUAGGAGUUGGUUGUGCUGAAAUGGGUGCAAAGUGUUGCGAUUGUGUGAACAGUCAACGAUAGCGGAGUAGUAGAGGAGGAACUUUCUGGAAUAAAAAAAGGAGAAGGAGCGACAACAUCAACAGCUGGACGCCGUUUUCAAGAAACUUACACAGAGCAGACGUCUGUGAAGAAUAUCUUCUCCCUGAGCAGCAGGAGUGGACCUCCGGGAUGGCGCAGGAAGAUCUGCAGCCCCCUCACAUUAAAGUGGAAGAGGAGGAGCCACAGACACCUCACUUUAAAGAGGAAGAUGAGGAACACCGCAUCAGUCAAGAGGGGGAGAAUCUUAAAUGGCUGGAGGAGGUUGAUGUCACCAAGAUGCCAGUGACUGGUGUCCCUGUGAAGAGUGAAGGUGAUGAGGUCAAAGGUGAAAGUGAGGAGAAGAGAGAGGCGGAGCCUCCAAGCAGCAGCUCAACUCAACACAUGACAACAGAAGCUGAUGGAGACCACUGUGGAGGAUCACAAGCAGACAAGCUCUUAGCUCCACUAUCAGAUAGUGAGGACACAACGUCACACUCUCCUGACACUGAUGAUGAAGACUCUAAAGAUGAUAAGACAUGUCACACUGACAACACACACCUGACGUGUUCUCACUGCGACAAAACCUUUCAUCACCGUUGUAAUCUGAAAAGACACAUGAGGAUACACACCGGAGAAAAACCCUUCUCCUGCUCAAUCUGCCACCAAAGCUAUUGCGACCAGUCGACGCUUGUAAGACACAUGAUGACACACACCGGGGAGAAGCGUUUCGUUUGUGCAGUGUGUGGUAAACGAUUUGCGAGGAAAUGUAGGCUGCAAUCGCACAUGAGAAUACACACUGGUGAAAAACCUUUUACCUGUUCAGUCUGCGGUAAAGGUAUUUCAGAAAAAGACAAGUUAAAAAUACACAUGCGAAUACACACCUGUGAAAAGCCUUUCAUCUGCUCAGUGUGUGGUAAAGGUUUUGCACGGAAAUACAAAUUGAAAUCCCACAUGAAAAUACACACCGGUGAAAAACCUUUUCCUUGUUCGGUGUGUGGUAAAGGUUUUUCAGAAAACGACAAGUUAAAAAUACACAUGAGAAUACACACUCGUGAAAAGCCUUUUAUCUGUUUAAUGUGUAGUAAAGGUUUCGCACGGAAAGACACGUUGAAAAUACACAUGAGAACGCACACCGGUGAAAAACCAUAUUCCUGUCCGUGCUGCAACAUAAGCAUUUGUGACCGCGAAGCGCUCGUCGCACACAUCAGGAGACACACUGGAGAAAAACCUUUCACGUGUUCAGUCUGCGGUAAGGAUUUUAUUGAAAAUAAACGUUUGAAACGACACAUGAGAACACACACCGGCGAGAAAGUGUUCAGUUGCAGUGUGUGUGAUGAGAAAUUCUCUUAUAAGUACCAGUUGCAGAAACACAAGUGUGCUGGUGAGAACAGCAGCAGCAAAUGAAGAUGCAGGAUUCGGAAUAAACUGUCAAAACUUUGAUAACUUCGACUUUUUAACAACAUCAGCACAUAUAACAUGCAUGACAUCAUUGUUGUGGAACACAAUCUUGUUAAUAUUUAUAGAUUAUAUAUUUUAGAUCAGGGGUCACCAACCUUUUUGAAACCAAGAGCUACUUCUUGGGUACUGAUUAAUGCGAAGGGCUACCAGUUUGAUACACACUUAAAUAAAUUGCCAGAAAUAGCCAAUUCGCUCAAUUUACCUUUAACUCUGUUAUUAAUAAUUAAUGAUAUUUACACUUAAUUGAACGGUUUAAAAGAGGAGAAAACACGAAACAAAUGACAAUUAAAUUUUGAAACAUAAUUUAGCUUCAAUUUUGACUCUUUAAAAUUCAAAAUU